ACCGUGGAGUGCGGCUCUGACACGGAUUACCUGGACACCGGCUCGGGAGUCUGGGUGGGCAUCAAGCAGCGAGAAAUAGAUAAGGAGCGUUUCUUUGAUUCUCAUAAAACGCACAUAAAAGUUUCACAGAGUUUCUUUUUGAAUGGGACUAUCUCCUUGAACAUCAGCCAUGGCCAGCCGGCUUUUCCACUUGCUGCAUUUAUUUCUGAUUGUGGAGUUCAGCUCGGGUAAACUCGUCUCUGAGGAUCUUGGUGGAGCCGUGCGUCAAGGUGCUGAUGUCGCACCGGCGGUGGAUCAGCGCGUCUUUGCGCACGAGAGCGCAAACCGGGACAUGGUCUCCGUCAACAUGUUCAAAGUGUACGAGAAGUACAGCAAAGAGCCGCGGAGCCAGAGGGACGGAAACACCGUGAGAAGUUUUAAAGCUGUCCCGAGAGUCUCACAUGGCAAAGAAGUGUUCCAGUUCAACCUGUCCUCCAUCCCAGACUCAGAGCUCAUCCUCUUUGCAUCGUUUCACUUCCUCUACAAGCGGCCCCGCCAGCACCAGCGACCGUGGCGUUUCCGAAGGCCCCGCCACCCUUCCGGUGGCCUCCAUCAUCCCCAUCCUUCCUCCCCACUGCUCCUCUUCCGUGGAUCAUCCCCAAACUCAGCUUUUGCAACACCGCUGGGAAACAUAACUCUGGCUCCUUUUAAGAAAGGCUCUUGGCAGUCGAGGGAUGUAACGGCGGUGGUGAAACACGCCAAGGAUGUCAAAGCGCUCGUGGUAACAGUGGAGUUUGAUACAGAGUUUGGGGUGUCUCGGAUGCAGCAGAGGAACCCUCACGGACAAGAGCGCCUCUCACCAGCCAACCUGCCGUAUAUUCUGGUAUACGCUGACGACCGAGGAAUAGAUGAGCCAAACAGUGUGUCCAUGUCACUCCAGCGGUACGGGCCCUUCCCUGUAGGGGACGACGCAUCCUCCUCAGCCUCGAGGAUCCGGAGGGAGCUUCACCUCCAGAUCCAAACAAAUGACAUCCCCGAGGUCCAGUUCAACACCUUGAAGAAUCACGAACUGUGGCAGAACACAUAUUUCCCAGCUAAAGCCAAAGCAGCAGUCAAACCGGGAAGGAAGCAGGGCCAGGAGAGCAGCGAGGGCCUGAACAAGCCACAGGUGCUGAGCUUCGAUGAGAGGACGAUGAAGAAGGCGCGGAGGAGACAGUGGAGCGAGCCCAGGGUUUGCUCCAGGAGGUACCUCAGGGUGGACUUCGCUGACAUCGGCUGGAGCGAGUGGGUUCUGGCGCCAAAAUCGUUCGAUGCUUACUACUGCGCCGGGACCUGUGGGUUCCCCAUCCCUAAAGUGGUGCGGCCCUCCAAUCACGCGACCAUCCAGAGCAUCGUCAGAGCUGUGGGAAUCGUCCCCGGCGUCCCUGAACCGUGCUGCGUUCCAGAGAAGAUGAGUCCUCUCAGCGUGCUUUUCCUCGACCCAAACAGGAAUAUGGUUCUCAAGGUUUACCCCGGCAUGUCUGUGGAUACGUGUGCCUGUCGGUAGGGCUGGAGCCACUGAUCCGUCAGAAGGACAUAACUAUAGAUUGAGGUUACAGCAGGAAGACACUUUUACUUUUCAGAUCGAAGGCCAGUCGUGGUCAGACACUGAAGGCAACUGAGACAGACUGGAACUAAAGUGAUAUGACUGUCAGGGCUGUUGUUCCAGAGUCUCCGCCUGAAUAACUUUUUCUCUGAGCUCUUGGACUUGUUUGGUGUCUACCGUGGUUUGACGUUGCCUUAACUUUUUCCUGCUUAUCUAACAACUUCCAUAGUCUUUCUUCAUUGGUCCACCAUCACUUAUUUUUCCUUGCUCUUAAAGAAAACUGUAUUUAUAAUUCUCUGUAUUGAUUAGCUGGAUGUUGGAUUCUACAGAGGUCCAGUAGGUACAUUUCUUUGAUACUUAAUAAGCUUUUUCUUUCCGUUUUUCUCCUGUUUUAAAUUUGGAAAGAUUUAUAAAAUGAUUUUUACCUGUUUUGUUUUUGAAACGGAUUUGAUUUGCUCUGGUCUCAGUCUUGAUCAGAUGAUCUGGGUUUCAAUGAUUUCUGAAACCUUCUGACAUCUGUAUCCUCCGCUGCUUGCCUCUGUCUUUCAAAUUCAGACAGAAGUUUGGACAAACUGAUGAACUGCACAUUGACUCACAGACUCAGAAGGGUUUUGGAGACAGAGGUUGAAUGGCAGCUCAUUUACAUUCCACCAAUUAAACCAACCCUUGUUGUGUAAAUACUGCAGCUACUAACUCAAAACUAAAGGGUACUUGUUUCUAAGUGAUGUGUCACUCCAAGUGGGAGACAUUGAACGCCUCCCAUAUGUUAGCAAGAAAUGUUAUUCAUGCAUGAGAGGUAAUAUCGUCUUUGAAAUAUAUUUCAGUAGUCAUUUGUUGAUAUCUUGUAUAUAAUGUGUGUAUUUUGCCACUGAGAGUUUAAGUAACAGAACCACUGUGUUGCAUGUUUCUGCUACAGCAAAGGGAGAAAAAAAAUGGUGCGUUGCUGCCACCUGCUGUGCAUUUUGGGAAAGUUGAACGGACAUAAUUUCAAUUCAAAAAGUUUAAGUACUUUCUGUGUUUCCCCUUAAUACAUAAAUACUGUUUAUCCAAUUGUACAGUUUGUAAUAUAUACAGUAAUGAUGAAAGAUAGACAAAUGUAUCCAACCUAACUGACUGUAUGGCUAAAAGUGUAUUUGAAUAGUUUUAUGUGUGCUUUAACAAACAAACCACAGACAUAAUGUAUGCUUGGUAUGGAAAUAAACUGAAUUGUAUAUACAGCCAAAAAUAAAUAUUGGCUUUAUUAGGUUUUAUAAGUAUAUAAAGCUACACGUCUACAUUUGACAUAUACUGUAUCUUAGCAUAACAUACUGCAUAACAAUAUAAUAUAUAGUAAUAUAACAUCCACCAUACAUA
Molecule: messenger RNA, 2917 nt
Organism: Seriola dumerili (greater amberjack)
Lineage: Eukaryota; Metazoa; Chordata; Actinopteri; Carangiformes; Carangidae
Gene: ifngr1l
Product: growth differentiation factor 10
Exons: 3
Coding region: 170-1525 (451 amino acids)
Biological process (GO): BMP signaling pathway; SMAD protein signal transduction
Cellular component (GO): extracellular region
Molecular function (GO): growth factor activity; cytokine activity
Source: RefSeq, a predicted model, not a curated record